Rhododendron vialii is the source of this 2447-nucleotide messenger RNA. Its product is annotated as sister chromatid cohesion 1 protein 3. The record is from RefSeq and is a predicted model, not a curated record. Gene Ontology annotation, molecular function: chromatin binding; protein binding. The coding region runs from base 193 to 2187 and encodes 664 amino acids. Gene Ontology annotation, biological process: replication-born double-strand break repair via sister chromatid exchange; mitotic sister chromatid cohesion; synaptonemal complex assembly. Gene Ontology annotation, cellular component: synaptonemal complex; cohesin complex. The transcript has 14 exons. Lineage: Eukaryota; Viridiplantae; Streptophyta; Magnoliopsida; Ericales; Ericaceae.
CACUAAUCCCACGCAACUCAAAUUUCCCUCCCCCUAUUUCGUAACCCUAACCUCCCCUCUCUAUCUUCUUCAAUUCUUCGGAUUCUGUAACUGGGCAAUUCACAGCUCCCUUCUCUCUGUCUCUGUCUCUAUACAUAUAUAUCUAUCUACUAUUUAAAGCAUUGAGGAAGAAGAAGAAGAACAAGGAAGGGGAUGUUUUACUCGCACACGUUCUUGGCUCGAAAAGGGCCACUAGGGACAGUGUGGUGCGCGGCUCAUCUGCAGCACAAACUCAAGAAGUCUCACUACACGUCCACUGAUAUCUCUUCCACUGUUGAGAGGAUCAUGUAUCCAGAAGUUCCUAUCGCACUGAGAAUGUCAGGCCAUCUUCUGCUGGGCGUGGUUCGGAUAUAUUCAAAGAAAGUUGAUUAUCUCUACCAAGACUACAACUUUUUCUUGAUAACCAUAACAAAAGCAUUCGCUUCUGUACAAGUUAAUCUGCCGGAAGAUGCAACUCAUGCACCUUUUCACUCUGUCACUUUACCGGACACAUUCGAACUUGACGCCUUGAAUUUGGAUGAAGACUUCUACCAUGAGGGGUUUGAGGACAAUCAUCUUAGGAGCCAGGAGGACAUAACACUAACAGACCAAAUUCCAACUGGAAGGGAUCCAUAUAUUUCCAUUACUUUGGAUAAGGACCUUUUGAGGCAUUCAUUACCUUUGGAAGAUGCCUCUGAUCCAGGGGCGAUGCCAAUGGAUGAAGACAUUCGUCCUUCACCUCCAGUAGCCUCAGGCAUUGGUUUUCGAGAUCCUGGUCCGACUAACCAGGCAGGAGCCAGUGAAGGGAUUCAUGAAGAUAAUUCUCCAGAUGAUAUUCCUGAAAUAGAAAUCAGGCGAGAUGCUGUCCAUGGUUUCCAUAACAUUUCCCCCUGGCCAGAUCUGGGGAACGAUAGAAUCAAACCAGAUGGAACUCUGGAGCGGGCCGAGCGGCAACUUGUUAAUGACAGGGAAAUCCCUACUCCUGUUGCAGAAGAACGAUUAAUCUCUGGCGGACAGUCUAUCCCAUCUCGGGAUCAUGAAGAGCCAUUUAAUUCUGCUACAUCAAGCCAGGCUCCUGACAAUUUUAAUUCACGCAUUGCAUUUGAGCAUGCCUCACCACCUCAACUGGUAAUUCGUGCAACGCCACCUGCUGAACAGCAACCUGUUGAACAACCAAGAGGAAGGAACAGAAGGAGAAGGCAGCUAUUCGAUGAGUCGACAGUGUUGACUAAUAAGUUUAUUAAGGCUGGGCUUGAUGACUAUAAUGACCUACGGCGGAAAAAGAAACAUUGCCCUUCUUCUGCUUUGGAUGUUUGGAAGUUGAAUAACAGGUUGAGAAAAGAAAAUAUUUUUCUCGAGCCACUAAUGCCUGGGUUGUGUACAGAUCUAUGUAACAUUUACAAGAGGGACUUUAUCUCUGCAAAACCUCACCUAGCUUCUGCGGAAGAACCAUGUCCAGAGCCUAGUAAUGCACAGCCUCCUCCCACGUGUGAUCCAAUGCAGAACCCAGAUAUGGAAAUUGAACACCCUCGUAAUAAUGAAGGCCGCUUUGACAAUAAUGUUCUACCCGACACUACAUUCAUGCCUUCUCAAACCGGAUAUAUGUCUCCCCUUCCUCAAAGGGAAGAAUUUACUCCCACUUCAGCUGAUAAUUUUGUCUCGGAAUCAGAAUCUCAAUGGGGAACAUCUGUUGGGACUAGAGUACAACCCACACCGGACCUGGCAGCAUCUACUGGAACUCUUGGGCCUGAGAUGGAAACUCCGAUGACAUUUUUGGUAGAGCGUCAAGGAUUAGAUGACACUGGUCUUUCAGAUAUUCCUGAGGUGAUGAAUUCAGCUGAAGCAGACGACCUAAAUUUUUUGGCAAUGGGGGAAUAUACACCAACUGAAGUUCAAGGAACUCAAGGAGUAGGCACGUUGUCACAGACAACAAGGAAAGUGGCUCAAUAUUUGAAAGGGAAAGCGUCAGUAACCCCUAUCUCAGAAGACUUAUCUGGAGAUCUAGUCUUGAACAAGCUCUUAGAAGGAAAAAGCAGAAAAGUGUGUGCUCGAAUGUUCUCUGAGACUCUGGUUCUAAAAAGUUAUGGGCUUGUGGAUGUACAACAAGAAGAGCCUUGUGGUGAUAUUACUUUGAAGUUGACCCCUAAACUUUUCAAGGAUCUGGAGUGAUGUUACAUGUGCUUGGCAGGUCUUCAUGCAAAUAGUUGGUUUUGUACAGCAGCAGCAACACAAUUUUGUCGUAAUCUUAUGAAGGCUCACGUCCUUGCUUCUUCUUUCUGGCAGUUGAUAAAUUAUUGUAUUCGGCCUCUACCUUCAUCUGCUCAUACCUCCUUUUGUAAUAUGCUGUAGAACUAGAAGUGCUGGCCUGGUUGGGUGGAUACUGUAUAAACAGUUUGAUUUAUCUAUGCAAUCAACUCCUUAUUUCCAUA